Arabidopsis lyrata subsp. lyrata is the source of this 1418-nucleotide messenger RNA. RefSeq lists its product as uncharacterized. The transcript has a single exon. Bases 87 to 965 code for a protein of 292 amino acids. Lineage: Eukaryota; Viridiplantae; Streptophyta; Magnoliopsida; Brassicales; Brassicaceae. The record is from RefSeq and is a predicted model, not a curated record.
UCUUCCCCUUAAACUACCUCUCACUCGGAUCAAAACUUCUCUCUCUGACUCUCUCUCUCUCUCUAUCAUACAUAAGCUUUGAUUAAAUGCCUCAAGUCGUUUCUUCAGUAUGCGCCGGUGGCUCUGACCGGAAAAUCUCAUGCGAAACCCUAGCCGACGAUAACGAAGACUCAACUCAUGACCCGAAGAUCCGACCCGUUUCCAUCUCCUCCGUCGAUUUUCCACCGGAAUCUUAUUCCUUAUCAAAAGAAGCUCAGCUCGAAUGGCUAAACGACAACGCUUUCUUCGAACGCAAAGAAUCACAAAAAGGAAACUCAUCUGCUCCAAAUUCAAAUUCGAAUCCCAAUUCAAACCCUAAUUUGAGCUCUCAGCGAAUCUCACUCAAAUCAAAAGCGUCGAUCAUCAGAUUACCGAAACCGCAGAAGACGUGUUUCAACGAAGCGAAGAAACGGAGAAAUUGCAGAAUCGCGAGGACUCUGAUGAUUCCGAAACGGAUCGGGUCGAGAUUGAAAUCGGAUCCUUCGUUAUCGGAGCCGUGUUCUCCCAAGGUUUCUUGUAUCGGAAGAGUUAGAUCUAAACGUGAUCGUAGCCGACGAAUGCAGAGACAAAAAUCCGGUCGAACCGAUUCGUUUAAGGAUAAACCGGUUCGGGUUAAGAAACCUGGGUUUUUCGCUAGCUUCAGAGCGAUUUUCAGAACCGGAGGCGGUUGCAAAGACUUAUCGGCGAGUGGAGUUCACGCGCCGCGGAGGGAUGUCGUAGUCUCUCCGCCGAGAGUUUCGGUGAGAAGGUCGACGGAUAUCAGAGGAAGGCUUCCGCCGGAAUAUGUCGGGAAUUCCUCGCCGCCGGGGAAUAGUACCGGUUCGAGAAGAUCAUCGAUUGACGGUGGUGAACCGGUACUACCUGGUUUAGGUGGGAUGACUCGGUUUACUUCGGGGAGAAGACCGGAUUUGUUGGUUGACGUUUGACGUGGCGUGACGUGCGGCGUUUUCUGUGAGUGGUGGGGUCCAGUCCCGGGGAAAAACAAGGAUCGUGAUUGGUUGGUUGGCUUUAUGGGGCCCAGGAGCGUGUGUAUUUUUGAAAAGUCGUUGGUGGUGAGUGGUUUAACGGAGUUAGGAACACGGCACAGAUAGAAAACGCGGACGCUUUUUGGAUUUGAUUUCUAACGUCUCAACCACUUUCACCGUUUUAUUAUAUCUUUUUGGUGCGUUUUUUCUUCUUUAAGACUUAUGAUUUUGAAUUAGUCUUGCUUUUUGUCCUUUUUAUUAUUUUCCUUGUUUUGGGUUGUACAUAGGUAUUGUUAUUUAUUUGUGUAUAUGUGUUUUGUUGCUUAGAAAGGAAUAGUAGAAUGUAAAAGAUACUUGUGAUGAUCACUCAAUAAUAUGUGUUAGACAGCUGAGGCAAUGUUCCAUAUUUGCUGA